Molecule: messenger RNA, 2164 nt
Organism: Diabrotica virgifera virgifera (western corn rootworm)
Lineage: Eukaryota; Metazoa; Arthropoda; Insecta; Coleoptera; Chrysomelidae
Product: zinc finger protein 260-like
Exons: 5
Coding region: 108-2087 (659 amino acids)
Biological process (GO): regulation of transcription by RNA polymerase II
Molecular function (GO): RNA polymerase II cis-regulatory region sequence-specific DNA binding; DNA-binding transcription factor activity
Source: RefSeq, a predicted model, not a curated record
UCAACAGUGUCAACGAAGUCAUAGAUGAACGAAGUUAAGAUACACAUAGUAUUUCUUGAUGAAAUCAAGUUAUUAUUUUGUAAAUAUGAGACAAUUUUAGCCUAAUAAUGCAUGAGAAUAUAUGUUUACAGUGUAACAAGCUCCCCUCGGGUCCAUCUAAUAGACUGGUACGGGAUUCUUGUGGUCAUGAGAAAUGUAGGUUCUGCCUCUUGGAGGACGAAAACCAUUGCAAACAAUGUUUAGACGGAACCAGCUCGAUAAGAAGCCAGUCUCUAAAUCAAACCGAAAGCCUAAAUUGUGGUACGAACGGAGAUGUAUAUAGUGAAGUGGUUCUAAAUCAUACGGGCGUCAUUCAGAUGAAUGGCAAUGUCUCUAGUGCUUCGGCUGUAAACGGCGAACUUAAAACUAUACCCAAGACUUCAAAUAAAGUUAAAAGUGCUCAAAACAAGACUCCGGGAACUAGUUUCAGUGAUAGUACAUUUAAUUCUCUUAAAGUUGAGAAUAAGAAUAUUCUGGCAAAUAAGAUUAAGAAGCCAGAUAAAACUCCAAAAAGAAGUUAUAACUCACUUAUUAUUCCCAAACAUAUUUCGAUUAUUUCGGAUCCUUUAUCAUAUCAUUGUACUUUGUGUAACAAACGUUUUACUACUAAAACUAAUAUUAAGUACCAUACUUAUUGUAAUGGAGCUACUAAACCAUAUAAAUGUGAUGUAUGCGGAAAGGAAUUCGUUUUAAGAGCUCAAUUAGAUGUCCAUUCUUACAAACACAAGUCUGCCAAGCCAUACUCCUGUACAAUAUGCAAAAAAUCUUUCAGCGUUAGAAGUAAACUCACAAGACAUUCAGCAGUGCAUUCGCAAAUUAAAAGCCAUAUCUGCUCUAUAUGUGGAAAUGCAUACAGGAGUAAGGAGUCUCUUAAAAUUCAUGCCAUCAUACAUAAAGGCGAUAGGCCUUACGAAUGUCAAACUUGCAACGCCAAGUUUAAUAAUCAGUCAAAUCUGAAUAAACACGCUGUGGUGCAUACAAAGGAAAAAACUCAUAUGUGCGAUCUUUGUGGAAAAAGAUUUAAAUUCAAGUGGGCCCUAUCAGUUCAUAAAAAAACACACACCCAAAGCAGACCCUUUGAAUGUGACGUUUGUUUUAAGAAGUUCAAUUUCAAAAAAGAUCUUCAAAGACAUAACCUUAUACAUCAGGAGGGCAAGCAAUACAAAUGCAGCGUGUGUUCGACGACGUUCCGUCGCCAAGACAACCUCCGGCGGCACAUGAAGAACACUCACCCAGGUAAGAAGGCCCACGUCAUUAAGAACAUUAUAACGACACGUUGCAACACCGAGAAAACAGCCACGGUAACAACUAAAACAACAACAAUCGAUAGUAAUCGUAAUAUUAGUCGUAGUAAAAAAGAUAGUCAAGUUCCUGUCGAUAAUCCGAACGCUAUAAAUGUCAUAACGACUGCUUCCGUUGCUUGUUCCUCUGUAACAAAAAACAAGGAAGAAACGGAAGCGGUCCAGCCUCUACCUUCUGCUGCUAAAUCUGAUUCCAGGGCGGGACCCACUGGCGGUGCGACAGCGACCACGACCAGCGUCAUCAACGGCCCGAUCAAGCUCGCAUUUAAAACGCCAGCUUUUAAGAGCUACUACAAUAUUAACAGAGAUUUCGACCAUAUUCAACCCGUUCAACUCAAGAGCAACUACAACAUGGCCGAGUCCGUAGAAAUCUGCCAAAAGAUCAUGUCGACCGAUUCUUCAAUCUCCUCCAGGAACAUCAUCCAUAAAGUCGGAUCGAAACCUCAAGAAAUCAGCCACAGCUUGGAUCCGAAUACGGGCCCCAUCCAUUACGAAACUUCUUUCCAAAACAAGCAGCACGCAAUGAUUAAGAAUAUUAAGUUUAAGGUUCCUAUAGAGUAUACCAAUCAGUUUAAGAAAAAUAAUAAAAGUGAGGAAGCGCCUAAGGACGAUACUAAACUUACUUUUACUGAGCUUAAACCUGUAGCUAUGACUAGCGUUAUUGUAAGCAGUACUACUAAUUUAAGUGACUCGGAUAAUUUAUAUUGGAGAAGAAGGACUUCGCAAAAUUUAAGUUUAAAAAAAUAAAGACUGGUGGUUUAGAAGACUGUUAAUUAAUUUUUAAUUUUUUUAUAUUCUUGGUUUCAUAAAUAUUUCCAUUUUUA